This is a messenger RNA of Anneissia japonica, 2378 nucleotides long. RefSeq names its product monocarboxylate transporter 13-like. Gene Ontology annotation, molecular function: monocarboxylic acid transmembrane transporter activity. The transcript has 9 exons. NCBI's taxonomy places the organism in Eukaryota, Metazoa, Echinodermata, Crinoidea, Comatulida, Comatulidae. The coding region runs from base 272 to 1519 and encodes 415 amino acids. Gene Ontology annotation, biological process: transmembrane transport; monocarboxylic acid transport. The record is from RefSeq and is a predicted model, not a curated record.
UGUUAAUCACACGACAUAGCAAAUACAGUACCAUACAACCAAUGUAAGACGAAGUAGCCCAGUCUAAUAAGUUGAGCCUCUUUGCUAGGAUUAGCUGGAAUGGCUCAAGUAUCAUUCUGAGGAGAGUACCGACUGUUAAGCCUUUCAAAACACUUACUAACGUGGAACCAUAACCAAUGGACUACCGAAUAUUGUCAAUAGAUUAACUGGAAUGGUUCAAGUAUCAUUCUGAGGAGAGUACCGACUGUUAAGCCUUUCAAAACAUCGCGUAAUGAUGCCAACUAACAGUGAGUUCAGAAGAUAUGGCUGUCAGGCGCUCUGUGGAUCAUGUUUGUCACUUCUGUUGGGUUUUGGUGUGCUCAAUACAUUUAGCGUAUUCCAGGAUCAUAUUGGCACCGAAUUUGAGAAUCCAUCGUCCACAAUUACUUGGUUGUUUGCAUUCGCAGCCGCAUUUUGGCAAAUUGCAGGAUUUGCUUGCGGCUGGAUCAGUUGUAACCUAGGACAUCGGAACGCAGCAUUUAUUGGGGGUACAGCAUUGGUCUGUGGUCAAAUAUGGUCAUACUUUGCUAACGAUAUUUAUCAAUAUUUUCUGAGUAUUGGAAUUUUAACUAGUUUUGGAAUUAGCAGCUGCUAUAAUGUUGGUCUGACCGUUUUAGGUGUGCACUUUAAGAAAGAAUUCGAAUUAGCAAACAGUAUUGCCUCUACAUUUGUCGGAAUUGCUUCAAUCGUCUUCCCAAUGUUAUUUGACUUAGAAAUUGAACAUUUUGGAUAUAGAGGUGCCUAUUUGAUAUUAGCUGGCUUUUGUCUGCAUAUGUAUAUUGCUGCUAUACUGUUUCGCCCAACUGGUCAUCACCGAAGAAAACAUAUCACAUUAAAAACUACAAAUAUUAAAGAUAUUGUAGCGGUUCCUGGAUUACUUCCAUACAUGUUUGUAUAUGCGUUUUUUUAUAUACCCUACAUAACAUGGAUAACUUUUGCUGUACCGUACGCACUUGAGCUUGGAAUAGAUUCUCUUGUCGCAGCUUCACUCAUUAGCGUAUACGGAUUCGGAAAUAUUGGAGGUCGAUGUGUACAGAUAGUCUUUACUUACUUUGUAAAGAACAAAUCAAUGGCGCAAUUGUUGGCUGGUCUAUGUUUAGCUGCAACGAGUCUGGUCGUAUUCGCAUUUGUGCAAGAUUUCGGAUUAUUAGUAGGAUCGUCAUUUAUGUUCGGGUUUUCACUUGGAUUUGUAUUGCCUUCAGUGACUGUCAUUAUAUGGUAUCUUUCAAUCGGGAAUGACUUCGAAGUAAUUCUUGGUGUUAAUACAACCUUCAUUGGAUUACUCAAUCUAUGCUUUGGAAUAGUUAUUGGCGAACUUCGGGGUUUAUUUGGCUCUUACCAUUUGACGUUCAUCAUAAUUGCCCUGAUGUUGCUAAUGGCGAUAUUAAUAUUAGUUUGCACCAAACCUCUUCGACGUAUGUUACCGGGUUUCGACUUAUCAUACACUGAGUUUCCACGGCAAGACGAGGACAAUGAUUAACCAACAAACAAGAAACAUCUAUUCAUUUCCAUCGUUGGUUUCUGGCAUAUAUGGUUUUCAGCAAAUUACAAGGUUAAUUCACUGUCUUUUAGAAGAGACUUUUUUACGGUUAAAAAAUAGAUAGAUGUAAAAUAAUAAUAAAAAGUAAAUAUUUAAACUUGGCACUCUUGCUCAACACGGCAUUAAUGCUUCAUUUAGAUGAGACUUUUUUACAUUUUAUGUUAUAUUUCCUUAUGCUUUAUUGUCAGUAAGAAUAUUUUUUAUAGUUUUUAAAAUUUUGGUAUUGUUCUAGGCUUAUUUAUUACCUAGGUUGUGUUUUAUUAAAGUAUUAUUACUAAUAUAUUUUAUACUUAUUUCUACAGCAUUAUUUCUUUACGAGUACUUUGCAUAUGCCUUUGCCUUAGAUUUUAUUAAUGACCACAGUAUUGCCUAUUUGGUUAAUAUUUACUAUAGUAUAUUUUUGUAUUUUUAUCUGUCAUUGCUGGAUAUCAACUUUUUUUUUAUUUAGUUAUAGUAUUAUUUUUUGUGAUUCUCUAAUAUACGAUUACACACCCCUCUAGGGUGUGCCUAUUAUAGUAGCUCUUGUGAUUUAUAGGUCUUUUGUUCUUAUUUCUCCUACUAUGGUUGGUUUUUCCUGAUGAUGAAAUAAUUAAUGUCGAAAUAUUGAAUCCCAACACGAUGGCGUGUAUUUCAAUACUUGGAGUAUGUAUUGUACUUUCUUAUGGUUGGUUAAUUAUGUGAUAUUGUUUGUUUACCUAUUACCGUACUAUAUGUGUACCUAUUCUAUGUUACAGCUUUAUGUACAUGAUGAUGGACUGUGCCCGAAACAUGUAUAAAUAAAUUUCAUCAAGCGAGAUGA